UCUUCGCAGAGACACGCGGCUGGCGACUGCGGGAGCAGAGGCUAAAAUCCCCAGACGCCGGGUUUUCUGGGCUGGGCUUUCCCCGCCUUCCUGUUCAGUCUUAUUCGCUCUUCUCCUGCCUUCUGGAUUUUUACCCAGGGCUCAGGAAACUGCUUCACCUGCAGCAAUAAAGCUCACGUCCAUUGCAGGAAGUGCGCACCGUCUGGUAUGGCAGACUUUUCUCCCCAGCAAAACUGAAGGACACUUCUCCUAUCUCUGAAGAUUCUGUGGACUCAUGAUGAAACAAGAGAUUGUCUUCUCAAUACUGAAGCAAGUGGGACCCGAAGCAGGGCUCACACUUAGGAGCCAAUGAGUUCCCAAAAAGAAAUCAGCACCCUGGUUGCAUCAGAUCUUGGGGACAUAUUCAAGAGUCCACUUAGAGCUGGGAUUAUUCAAAUCAAAACAGCAAGGCAAGGAAAAAGAAUCAUCUCCAUUGAGAUUUCUGCUUCUGUGAAGAGUCCAAGGAACACAGGGGCUUUCCAGGGCAAUUGUUUUCCCUUAAUCACAGCAGCGGAGGAGCAGUCAUUUCCCACUAAUGAAAACAGUGGCUUAUCCCUGCACUGCGCUUUGUAGACAAAUAGAGUACUUUCGCCAAAGCCAUUCAUCUCAGCAUCUUGUCCUCACAGACACUCAUUGAGGGAAGCAGAGCACUUUAACAAAAAAAAAAAAAAAAAAAAAUGAAGGCUCAGAAAAAGAAGGAAACAAGUCAAAAUUAACAUGGCUGGUGACUAUAGAAAACAUUCCCUUGUCCUGUCUAUAGUUUACAACCUGCCAGUUAACACAGGUCAUUUAGUGGCCAUCCAAGUCGCUAAGUCCAUCACCCCCAAGUCUAGGACCUCCCCAGAGAUGCAAACUCAGCUUGCAUCUCACUCCAUCCCUGCAUAGAGUCUCCCACGAGCUCGCUGACUCUGCCAUUUACUCAAACUGCUGCAAGAGGAGAAGAAACAAAAAAGAGGAGACAAAAGCAUCACUGCGGCAGCUGGCUGUCCUUCCCAGAGGAUCCCUUCUUGCAAGCACUCUUCACUCAAGAACUGCAGAAGGGAAGUGGUGUUUGUCGGGAGCCUCUGGUACAUUGCCUGUAGCAAGAAACAGGGGCCAACAUGCAGGAAAACAUGACAUCUGUCCUUGCUUUCAUCCUACUUUUUCUCAACAUCAGCCUUCUGAAUGGACAGUCACCACCUGGAAAACCUGAGAUCCACAAAUGCCGGUCUCCCGACAAGGAAACAUUCACCUGCUGGUGGAAUCCCGGGACAGAUGGAGGACUUCCUACCAACUACUCGCUGACUUACAGCAAAGAAGGAGAGAAAACUACCCAUGAAUGUCCAGACUACAAAACCAGUGGCCCCAACUCCUGUUUCUUUAGCAAGCAGUAUACUUCCAUAUGGAAAAUAUACGUCAUCACGGUAAAUGCUACCAACGAAAUGGGAAGCAGUGCAUCAGACCCACUUUAUGUGGAUGUGACUUACAUAGUUGAGCCAGAGCCUCCUCGGAACCUGACUUUAGAAGUGAAACAGCUGAAAGAUAAGAAGACGUAUCUGUGGAUAAAAUGGUCCCCACCCAACAUAACUGAUGUGAAAACUGGUUGGUUUACAAUGGAAUAUGAAAUUCGAUUGAAGUCUGAAGGAGCAGAUGAGUGGGAGAACCAUUUUACAGGGCAGCAAACGCACUUUAAGGUUUUUGACUUAUAUCCAGGACAAAAAUACUUUGUCCAGACUCGCUGCAAGCCAGACCAUGGAUACUGGAGUAGGUGGGGCCAAGAGAAUUCCAUUGAAAUACCCAGUGACUUCACCCUAAAAGAUACAACCGUGUGGAUCAUUGUGGCCAUUCUCUCUGCUGUCGUCUGUUUGAUUACGGUCUGGGCAGUAGCUUUGAAAGGCUAUAGCAUGAUGACCUGCAUCUUUCCACCAGUUCCCGGGCCAAAAAUAAAAGGAUUUGAUACUCAUCUGCUGGAGAAGGGCAAGUCUGAAGAACUCCUGAGUGCCUUAGGAUGCCAAGACUUCCCCCCCACUUCUGACUCUGAGGACUUGCUGGUGGAGUUCUUAGAGGUGGAUGACAAUGAGGACGAACAGCUAAUGCCCUCCCGUUCCAAAGAGUACCCAGGCCAAGGUGGGAAACCCACGCAUCUAGACCCCGACAGUGACUCGGGUCACGGAAGCUAUGACAGCCAUUCUCUUCUGUCUGAAAAGUGUGAGGAGCCCCAGGCCUACCCACCUACUUUCCACAUUCCUGAGAUCAUUGAGAAGCCAGAGAAUCCUGAAGCAAAUAUCCCUCCCGCCCAGGACCACCAAAGCAGCGUCCCCUAUUUUCACGCAGAUGUAUCCAAAUCUUCAACAUGGCCUUUGCUGCCAGGCCAACACAUGACCAGGUCUCCUUAUCACAGCACUGCUGACGUGUGCAAGCUCGCUGGAGGUCCUGUAGACACGCUCGCCUCUUUCCUGGACCAAGCAGGAAAACAUCUUCUAAAAUUCUCUAAAACCCUUGAGACUGAAGAGGAAGAAGAGGUGGCGGAGCACGAGGAGAUGAAAAGCUUCCGUUCUAAAACUAAACAAAACGCAUCAUGGCCCCUGCUCCAGGAGAAAGGCUCCAUUGUCUACGCUAAACCCCCAGAUUAUGUGGAGAUUCACAAAGUCAACAAAGAUGGAGUACUAUCGUUGUUCCCCAAACAGAAAGGAAACAACCAGAUGGAGAAGCCCGGGGUUCCUGAAACCAGCAAGGAGUACGCCAAGGUGUCUGGGGUUGUGGAUGACAACAUCCUGGUGUUAGUGCCAGAUUCACGAGCUCAGAACACAGCUUUGUGUGGGGAUUCAGCCAAGAAGGCUCCACCAUCGCUCGAACAGAAUCAGUCUGAGAAAGAUCUGGCCAGCUUGGCUGCAACCUCAAGCAACUUCAGACUCCAACUGGGCAGGUUGGAUUACCUGGAUCCUACAUGCUUCAUGCACUCCUUUCACUGAUAGCUAGACUCGUGGAACGAUUGGCUAAAAUGUGAUUUCUCUUCAGGUAACACUACAGAGUCAUGGAACAGCGUGGUCUGCUAGCAGAUGUUUCAGGAUGUGGGUAAAAUAACACACUACUUCACUCCUUUACAUGCUCCCAUUUCAGCACCUUCCUCCCCUCAGCAGCUGGUUUCCAGAACAAUCGAUCGUGUAUGCUGUGAUUCACAGACUUGCUCUUUGCUAUUAGUAAUAUAUAUGUACAUAUAUAUGCGUAC
Microtus oregoni (creeping vole) is the source of this 3247-nucleotide messenger RNA. It is a transcript of the gene Prlr, whose product is annotated as prolactin receptor. Gene Ontology annotation, biological process: cytokine-mediated signaling pathway. Bases 1140 to 2990 code for a protein of 616 amino acids. The record is from RefSeq and is a predicted model, not a curated record. Lineage: Eukaryota; Metazoa; Chordata; Mammalia; Rodentia; Cricetidae. Gene Ontology annotation, molecular function: cytokine receptor activity; cytokine binding. The transcript has 11 exons. Gene Ontology annotation, cellular component: signaling receptor complex; membrane; external side of plasma membrane.